Capsicum annuum is the source of this 2834-nucleotide messenger RNA. RefSeq names its product vignain. Bases 1471 to 2682 code for a protein of 403 amino acids. NCBI's taxonomy places the organism in Eukaryota, Viridiplantae, Streptophyta, Magnoliopsida, Solanales, Solanaceae. Gene Ontology annotation, molecular function: cysteine-type endopeptidase activity. The record is from RefSeq and is a predicted model, not a curated record. The transcript is spliced from 4 exons. Gene Ontology annotation, cellular component: lysosome.
GAGACUGCUGAUUUUGGGGGGAAAAAAGAACUGCUAAUCUUGUUUGUGCUAGCAGUCGAAGUCUCAGAAAACAUCUAUAGUGUGUUGUUUACACUCAAGAAUGUUUCUUAGCUUGUGUUCUUUUCCUUUGUUAUGCUUGCUUUGUUCAAGACAAACUCUAAAGACGUGUCUUUGCUUGGCUGUAAUUAUUCUCCUUCACGUGAGUCUGAUUAAAUUGGCAUUUCCUGUUGACCCAUUUUCUACUGUUUGUUGCCUGAAAUCAUUUUGAUUAAUCAUCAAAACUUAUUAGACAGAGUUUUGAAAAUCUGAUUCUGUGAAGAUAAACGCCUUCCUUUCUUUUCACACUCAUUUUCGUCUUUAAGUUCCAAGUGUUGUCUCUGCUUGGUAAUUUGUUCUGGAAUUGUUCUCAGUGAUAUAUAUGAGUAUGAUUUUUACCAGAAUUCAGUUAUCCUGUAUUUGGUGCAAAGUUGGACUUGUGAGUUUGUCCUGCAGGCAGAUAUUAGAAAUUAUUUCACUGCCCAAAGUUGCUGCUCCUGAAUCAGCUAAUUGCAUAUACAUAUCUACGGGGGCAAGGUCUUUUGGUAUUUCUAUAGCUGGACACUUUAAUCACUAGCCGCACCGAACCCUUCCCAUUCCCAUCCCCCAAAAAUGUUUCUUACCAAUCGAGGGAGUUCUAUAAGCAGUUUCAAGGUAAAAAUUUUCUGGUACAAACAUCAACAAAUGAGUGCAAGAUGUGUCUCUCACACACAUGCAUCACUUAAUCAUGGUUAAAUGAUAUGUAUUCUAACUGCUACAAUUAAAUUAUUGUGUUUGGCAUACUUGAAGAUUUACCCUGUCCGUAAUACUGCCUCUGCUCCUAUCUCUGUAUCUUAACGGACUAGUAGAAAUGAACUUUGCUUUCAGAAAAAAAACCUCUAGGAGGGUUUCUGUCUUGUUUUUCAGCAAGAAGUAUUAUGUUAUGGUUGCUGAGGUUUCAUAUAAUCGACUCUAAUAAGUUUGUGAUAUUGGCAUAGUUGAUUAAAUCAGCAGCAUCAAGAUUUUCACUACUAUCAAUAUUCAAUUGUAAUUGAGAUUUUCUCAAGCAAGUGACAAAUACAAGUUAUUACACAGAAUUUGAAGCAGCUUGCACUGUUAAUGUGGAAAUGUAGCAGCCUCUGUGUUAGUUAAUGGAAAUAAAAUUUUAUCUGUGAACAAAUGAUGCGUCUUGGGAGUUCUGAAAAUCUAUGGACAUCUUAAAAAUAGCAGAAAGCAGCUAAAAAAAAAAUCUGUGAAUCUGUGUCAUGCAGACAUGAAAGAAAUCGUGUCCAGCAGCCUCCAAAUAUUUGCCAGUCGUCAUUAUGUAUAAACAAACUUAGCAAAAAUAACGUGAUCUCUGUAUUAGAUACAUCACAGCCUGAUAUGUCUCACUUUUGCAAAAGUAAAGGCACUUUUCCCUUGAAUAUCUGUUAAAGACUGACAAAUCUCUAACUGAUGCAAGAGUGUGAUGUAGCCUUUGCUCUAUAUAAUACUAGCAUUACUAACAUAUAUUAUCCUCAUAUCAUAGCUUUAAUAAUCUUUAAACUUAUAUUGAUUAUUUCGGUUUCACCUUUUCCAGUUUUUAUCAGAGAGAUGGAGGUAGGGAAGAUUUUCUUGAUUUUUCUUUUGUUGGCUAUGGUAUUUGGGCUAGUUAAUGGUUUGGAGUUCACUGAAAAAGACAUUGCAUCUGAAGAGAGCUUAUGGGAUUUGUACCAAAGAUGGAGGAGCGAUCAUACUCUUUCUCGAGACCUAACCGAGAAACAAAAACGUUUCAAUGUGUUCAAGACGAAUGUGAUGCACAUUCACAAGGUGAACAAGAUGGGCAGACCUUAUAAGUUGAAACUCAACAAGUUCGCUGAUAUGACCAACCAUGAAUUCAGAAAUUUCUACAGCUCUAAGGUAAAACACUUCAGAAUGCUCCAUGGUAGCCGGCCUAUUACUGGAUUUAUGCACGAGAAAGCUGAUAAUCUGCCAACAUCUGUCGAUUGGAGAAAGAAAGGAGCUGUUACUGGUGUAAAGGAUCAAGGACAAUGCGGUAGCUGUUGGGCAUUUUCUGCAAUAGUUGGGGUUGAGGGAAUAAACAAAAUCAAGACAGGCAAACUUGUUUCACUGUCUGAACAAGAGCUAGUUGACUGUGAAAAGGAUAAUGAAGGAUGCAAUGGAGGAUUAAUGGAAAAUGCCUAUGAAUUCAUCAAGAAAAAUGGAGGAGUAACAACUGAGAGGAUAUAUCCUUACAGCGCCAGAGACAGUCACUGCGAUUCUUCAAAGAGGAAUUCCCCUGUGGUUAAUAUCGAUGGACAUGAAAUGGUACCUGAAAACGACGAGGAUGCUUUGAUGAAAGCUGUUGCCAACCAACCAGUAUCUGUUGCUAUAGAUGCUAGUGGUUCUGAUCUGCAAUUUUACUCUGAGGGGGUGUUCAAUGGAAAUUGUGGUACAGAACUAGACCAUGGAGUAGCAGUUGUGGGCUAUGGAGCAACUCAUGAUGGGACAAAGUACUGGAUAGUGAAGAACUCAUGGGGGACUGGAUGGGGAGAACAAGGUUACUUUCGAAUGCAACGAGGCAUCGAUGCCAAAGAGGGACUCUGUGGCAUAACCAUGGAAGCUUCAUAUCCAGUCAAGUUAUCCCCAGACAAUCCCAAACCAGCUCCCUCUACGGAUGAACUCUAGAUUGGUUCAAGUAUCUCUGCUUUAGAGCGUAGCAUGCUAUAGUGUUUAGAAAGAAACUUAGGAAAAAAGCAAGACAUGUAAUCUAUAAGUUCUUUUGUAUUGGUUUGCAUGAAUAAAAUGCUUUCUUCCAUGGGGUUGCCAAUGUUUGUAAA